UCUCUCCGGUUGAGCUCUUGCUGUAGGAGCACCAACCCGACGAGCAUCAUUUUUGUCAGUGCACAGAGGAAAGCUGUAGGUGCAGGCACAGGAACCCCCUUUGCCUGACAGGAGCUUUACAAAGGAAGGUCAGUCACCAGGUACCCAUUGCGCAGGCAAAGGAAGCUGAGACUCGUGCAAAGCCUCUGGCAAAGGUGGAAACAAAACCUCGGGCUGUGAUCCUGCAUUAGCAGCCGUCUGGAUCUGCCUGCCUGGAGCUCCUUGCAGAUGAGCAGUCUGGAACUGGACCGGUGAAGAUGUAACUCCCUUUGUGCCUGCUGCUCCUGCUGAUCCCCCCCAAACGCUGCCCUCUCGCUGCCGCUGGUGCCUCCCAGAGCUCUCCCACCGCAGCACUUGGUCUCAGCAGGGCUCAACACCCGGCUACUCCCACUGAUGCCUCGAGGACGAGGCGAGAGCUUGCUCAGCCAGUUGGGUAUGAAAAACUCGUUCGUACUUCCUAGUGGCAAGACCAUGUGUGGAUGCUCUGAUGGUUCUAAUUGAUGUCCAAGGAGAAAGCUUGGUGAUUUAGAGAUGAAGAGGAAAAGAACUGCACCCUUGCAAACCAAAGAAUCCCCACCAGAAGCAGAAAGACAAUUGGAAGUACAGUGGUGACCCGUGGGAUGUAAUCGCCACGGAAGGGAAGAGCGUGGACGGCACCGUGUCAGGGAGCUGCAAGCCUUGGUGGAUGCAAACGCAGGCUCUCUGCUGACGCAAAGCACUCUGACAGGAAAAGGCUCUCUGCUGCUGGUCUCUGGCUUCCUCCAGCCUGCGGGCAGAGGGGACUUUGUGUCUGUGUCUCUAGUUCCUUGAUACUGUCACCGUGCUGCCCACCGUGACUCCGCAAAGGGACUUGGAGUUCCUGUUUUGUUGCAGAUGUCAUUCCUUUAGCUGUGGAAGGCUUUAUCAGCCCUUGUGGAGGCUUUCCCCUGCGCACAGCACCCAAGGCUGCAACUGUAGUGGAGGAAAAUGGAGCCUGCAGAUCUUCUGGCACUUGUCUCCCCAGGAAUGAACAGUACCACAGCCACCCUGGCACUGCUGGCAGUCCUGCUGGUCCUGCUGUAUUGGUACUCCACAUCUGCGUUCUCCAAACUAAGCAGAGUAGGGAUCCAACAUCCUCCACCUCUUCCCUUCAUUGGAAACCUGCUCUUUUUCCGGGAGGGUUUUUGGGAGAGCCACACAAAACUCAUAAAAGAGUAUGGACCUCUUUGUGGGUAUUAUAUUGGUCGCCAGAUGUUUGUGGUGGUCUCCUCACCAGAGAUGAUCAAGCAAAUCUUAGUGGCAGAUUUUAGUAACUUCACCAACAGAACUAAGCCGAAGUUGAUAUCCAAGCCAAUGCUUGAUAGCAUCCUUUGUCUUCGUGAUGACAGAUGGAAGUUUGUGCGGAGCCUCCUGACCCCAGCCUUCAGCGAUACCAAACUGAAAGAGAUGACACCCUUGAUAAACAAGAUUUGUGACACUCUGCUGUGUAAUUUGAAAGUCUACGCAGAUUCUGGCAAAGCUUUUGAUAUCCAGAGGUGUUACAACUGCUUUACCUUGGAUGUCGUUGGUAGCGUAGCUUUUGGUACUGAAGUGGACUCUCAGAAGAAUCCUGAUGACCCCUUUGUUAAGAAUUCCAGAACAUUCUUUGAAAUGUCUUUGUUUAAGCCUCUUCUCAUUCUAAUCCUUUCUUUCCCUUUCGUAAUGAUCCCAUUGCUACGCAUUUUUCCCAACAAGAAACAAAAUGAACUUAAUGAAUUUUUUAUCCAAACCAUAAAAAAUGCAAUUGUCCACAGACACCAGCAAGAUGCAGCUCAGAGGCGCAGAGAUUUUCUCCAGUGGAUGCUUGAUGCCUGCGACUUAGCCACGGCAGCUGGGUGCUCGGGUGUGCUCAGCCCAUCUGCUGCUCCCAGACAGGAUGAGGCGCCUCUGGCUGGCACAGCCCCAUCUGAAAAGGCUCAGAAGAUGCUGACAGAGGAUGAGAUAGCAGGCCAAGCUUUCCUGUUCCUGAUUGCUGGCUAUGAGACCACCACGAGCACGCUGUCCUUUGCCACCUACUUGCUGGCCACCAACCCGGAGUGCCAGGAGAAGGUGCUGCGGGAGGUCGAUGAGUUCUCUGCAAAACAUAUGGUGCCUGAUUGCCAAAAUGUUCAAGAACUCCCUUAUCUGGACAUGGUGAUUGCAGAGACGUUGCGCAUGUACCCACCUGCGUUCAGAUUCACUAGGGAAGCAGCUAAAGACUGUGUGGUGCUGGGGCAGCAUAUUCCAGCUGGAGCUGUCAUUGAAAUUGCAGUUGGACACCUUCACCACAACCCUGAGUUCUGGCCAGAACCUGAGAAGUUCAUUCCUGAGAGGUUUACAGAGGAGGCCAAGAAGGAACAACAUCCCUUUGCAUAUCUGCCCUUUGGGGCAGGACCCCGUGGCUGCCUUGGCAUGAAAAUGGGUUUGUUGGAGACCAAAAUGACUCUGCUGAGAAUUUUGCAGAAGUUUAAAUUCAAGACCUGCCCAGAGACUGAGAUUCCUUUGCAGCUCAAAUCAAAAGCCACACUUGGACCAAAAAAUGGAGUCUACAUCGUGCUGGAAUCUCGCUAAAAGGGAAUGUGCAUCCUGAAGCUUUCUGGAAUGAGAGCCUUUGUUAGUGAGUCACUGGGUAUAACUGUUUUUCAAAACUCCAAGCACAGGUAGGAGCCUAAGUUCCACUGAUGGUCAGUAGGUGCUUCUUCACUGCUCUCCUGUGGGACAGCCUCCAGUCACUUUUUAAAAUGGGCUCCACAGCCUUUUUUGGAUGUUUUCAAAUUGCUGUGAAUAGUAUCUACAAAGAAGCAUCCCACUUUCAUUUGCUUUUGUUCAUCACACUUCUUUUCAUUUAUCUGUGAGAAUGCUUUCCUCAUGCUCAGUUUCCACAAUUUACAGUAGAUUUUAAUUUCAAUUCAUUGUAUGACACAUCCUUCUCAUGAACUUGUGAGUCCCUAGAGAAAGCCCCAAAGGCACCACAGUUACAGCAGAAGACCUGGGAUGCAGUGCAUUGGAUUUUUUCAUGAACGCCACCAACAAUCAAAGCUGAGGCCCCUGUACAAUGCUUAAUCUCCACCUGUGUCUGUAAAGUCAAAGAAGUUGCACCUCCUCCAUGCUUUUAAAUGAUUUUAAAUACACUUAGAUUAACGAUUUGCACUUCCAUCAACAUGACAGAAGAAUGAACCAGUAAAUUCCAGCAGCUAAGACCAAAGAAAUGAGGUGACAGCCAUUUUUCUGUCUAUUGAGCUGCUGUUGGAAAGGUGGAGACAAAGAAGAUAAAAAUUUAAAGCAAGCAGGAGGACUGGAGGAAAUUUAAAGGUAAUCAGAAGCUGUUGGUACUGCAUCUGCUUCAUGGGGAGGCCUUUCCUUUCCAAACAUUGCAGUUGGCACCACCUCUGUCUAUCUUGAAUCAAGGAAAUUAAGAGCAUGUGUGCACCAGAGCUGGUGGCAAAGGAGUGGGAUCCAGGAUCAUCAGCAGCUCUCUUGACUCCUGUGACACUGGAGCAGGUCAUGUCCCAGGUGCCUCACCCCCUCAGGAAGGAUUCUGUCUGAUUGCCAGCUGCAGCAGCCCCAUGGAUCCCUUCAAGCUGUGUGACUGUGCACAUGCAUCUUCCCAGCCAAAACAAUUAUAGUUUCCACUCCUCACAUUCCCUCUGUGCUACACUUCUGCAAAGCCUCCCCUGCCACAGCUGGUGUUGCACAAGAAGAUGGAAGGGGGCACAGCUGGGCCAGCUGACCCCCACUGCACACAGGGACAUUCCACACCCUAUGGCACCAUGCUCAGCACAUAAAACUAGGGGAAAAAGAAAGGGAGAUGACAUUCCAAGUGAUGGCAUUUGCCUUCCCAAGUCACUGGUGUGCCUGCUGGAGCUCUGCUUCCUGGGGUGGUGGAACACCUGCCUGCACAUAGGAAAUGGUGAAUGAAUUCCUUGUUUGGUGUGUGGCUUUUGCUUUAAGUAUUAAACUGUCUUUAUCUC
Molecule: messenger RNA, 4007 nt
Organism: Zonotrichia albicollis (white-throated sparrow)
Lineage: Eukaryota; Metazoa; Chordata; Aves; Passeriformes; Passerellidae
Source: RefSeq, a predicted model, not a curated record